UCUCUUUCCUCUCAGAACCUGACUACACAUAGAUCGUUUUAGAUCUUUUCUCUGUCUCUCUCUGUCGUCUUCUUCGCUUCCCAUUCUUUUGAUUUAUGGACAUAAGAGGAGGACUCUCCAGUGAUUCUGAUCCGCCAAUUGGUUUUUUCAUCACCAAACCCACCGCCAUCAACCCUUUCCUCAAGCCCAAGUGGAGCAACAAGUCCGACUACUCCAUGGACACUCCCAAUAACAACCGUUUCUCCGGUAUUGAAUUCCCCGUCAACCUUAAUUCUAGGGAUGAUCAGGUGUCUCCGGCCAAUAACCGUGUUGCCGUCGACGAGAUGGACUUCUUUUCCGAUAAGGCAUCCACCGUCGAUGUCAAGAAGGAAAAUUCUCAUUCUCAUGGUGGCGCCGCCCCACGCUUCGAUUUAGGUGUAAAUACUGGUCUACACCUUCUCACUGCAAACACCGGCAGUGAUCAAUCCACGGUCGAUGACGGCGUUUCUCCUAAUGCAGAAGAUAAACGAGCAAAGAGCGAGAUGGCCGCCUUACAAGCUGAGCUUGAUCGGAUGAACGAAGAGAACCAACGUCUGCGAGGGAUGCUCAAUCAAGUCAGCAAUAACUACAAUUCCCUUCAGAUGCAUCUUGUCACACUUAUGCAACAACAGCAGAAUCGCAAACCAGAAACCACUCAAGAACACGAGAUGUUAGAUGGAAAACUGGAAGAGAAGAAACAUGAGAGCGGCACUGGAGGAGGAUUUAUGGUGCCAAGACAAUUCAUGGAUUUGGGGCCAGCGGCCGCGGCAGAGACCGAUGAGCCUUCUCAGUCUUCGUCUGAAGGUCACAGCGGAGACCGUUCUGGGUCUCCUCACCACAGUUUUGAUGUGAAGAAUAGCAGUAACAGUGAUAUCGUUCCAUUUGAACAACAAGACAAGAGUGAGGGAAGGAGGAGUAUCGGUAGGGAAGAGAGCCCAGAUGAGGCAUCGCAGGGAUGGGUACCCAACAAGGUACCCAAACUGAAUCCGGCUUCCAAGAACGUCGAUCAGUCUGCAGAAGCUGCCACCAUGAGGAAAGUCCGAGUCUCAGUUCGUGCACGAUCUGAAGCACCGAUGAUCACCGAUGGAUGUCAAUGGCGAAAGUAUGGACAGAAGAUGGCGAAAGGGAACCCAUGCCCUCGUGCUUAUUAUCGCUGUACCAUGGCUGCCGGUUGUCCUGUUCGCAAGCAGGUUCAGAGAUGUGCAGAAGAUCGAACGAUUCUCAUAACAACUUAUGAGGGAACCCACAACCACCCACUCCCUCCAGCAGCGAUGGCAAUGGCAUCGACCACAUCGGCAGCAGCUUCUAUGCUGCUGUCAGGUUCGAUGUCGAGCACCGAUGGGCUAAUGAACUCGAAUUUCCUUUCGAGGACACUUCUGCCAAGCACUUCUAGCAUGGCCACCAUCUCAGCCUCAGCACCUUUCCCAACUGUGACAUUGGACCUAACCCACUCUCCCAAUCCAUUACAGUUCCAAAGGCCACCGACACAGUUCCAUGUUCCCUUCCCUGGUGGCCCUGCAGCAGCGGCUCAGAAUUUUGGUGCUGCACCGCCACCUCAACUAGCUCAAGUCUUUGGCCAAAACCUCUACACCAACCAGUCAAAAUUCUCUGGUCUUCAAAUCUCUCAGAAUGGAGACCAUCCCCAAUUCACCCAACAGCAUCACACUCCACAACCACCCCAGCAAGCGGCGCCACCCUCAUUGGCUGACACGGUGAGUGCUGCCACUGCCGCCAUCACCGCCGAUCCCAGUUUCACGGCAGCUCUAGCAGCAGCCAUCAGUUCUAUUAUCGGCGGUGCACAUCAGCACAAUAACAUCAACAACAAUGACAACAGUAACAGUAAUAACACCGCCAGCAACAACAAUGGAAACACCGCUACCGCCAAUGGCAACAGCAAUAGCAAUAAAAUCACCAAUUCGAAUUUUGCAGCGAAUUAGUGUUUUUUGUUUUUUUAAUUUUAUUUUUCUUAACCCGUUGGUUCAUAUGGGUUCCUUCAUUUUUAUUCAUUUGAAAG
This is a messenger RNA of Telopea speciosissima, 2032 nucleotides long. RefSeq names its product probable WRKY transcription factor 31. The transcript is spliced from 6 exons. Gene Ontology annotation, molecular function: sequence-specific DNA binding; DNA-binding transcription factor activity. The coding region runs from base 96 to 1955 and encodes 619 amino acids. The record is from RefSeq and is a predicted model, not a curated record. Gene Ontology annotation, biological process: regulation of DNA-templated transcription. NCBI's taxonomy places the organism in Eukaryota, Viridiplantae, Streptophyta, Magnoliopsida, Proteales, Proteaceae.